AUGGCGAACGGCGCCAUCCUUCUCCUCACUGUGCUCGCCGCCGCCACCGUGAGCGCGGCGCCACCGGCAAGGGGGAGCCGUUUCCUGCUAUCCCAGCCGCCCCUGCCAACUUACGGCUGCUCCAAGAAGUCGGGCGAAGCAUGCCUCGUGCCGGGGACGGCGUGCUGCGGCGGCCAGUGCAUGGACACCGUCGCCAGCGCCGAGCACUGCGGCGGCUGCAACAAGGUGUGCAAGCACGGCCGGAGGUGCUGUGGCGGGCGCUGCGUGGAUGUGCUCUCCGACAAGAAGAACUGCGGCGACUGCUCCAACCAGUGCCUGAAGAAGUGCCACAGCGGCUUCUGCGACUACGCACAGUAA
Molecule: messenger RNA, 357 nt
Organism: Lolium perenne
Lineage: Eukaryota; Viridiplantae; Streptophyta; Magnoliopsida; Poales; Poaceae
Source: RefSeq, a predicted model, not a curated record